CAGCGUCACGGCUACAGAUUUCAGGCAGGCUUAGUGUCACGUGAUGGCCGUUUGCCCGACGGGUUACAAAAUAAGGUGACAGGGUGGCAGAAAGAUAGAACUAAUUGAUAGUGAUGUAAGGAAGACUGAAUUUAGAUUUAGAAUUAAAAGAAAAAGAAAGGAAUCGACUUGUCGACGAGCCCACGCGUGAACGGAGAUGGCUGGGGAGAUGUUCCGAGCGGUUAGAGUAUGCCAGCGUCACUUAGCCUUUUUACAGAGAAACACAGAGUUUGGACCCCAUGUCCUUCUAAAGAGAAGCAUCAUCUUACAUUCUAGUAGGCGGCAUGGAAUAAUAAAGAAGGUGCUACUGGGAACAGCAGGUGGUUUACCUAUUGCAUUUGGAAUCAGGUAUGCCUUUGUGGACAACCGAGAGAGACGGAAGAUGCGAAUUUUGAUGGAUGGAAUAGGGCGCUUCUGUCGGUCUCUAUACAUAGGUCUGUUGAUUUCACUUGAUUAUUGGUGGACCACCAAUAUAAAACUAAGAGGAUUUCCUGAGAGCAGCCCAGACUUUGUGAAAGAAAUGUCAUCUUGUCAUCAACGAGCUGCUGACAGCAUGGUGCAGGGGGCAAUUCAGAAUGGAGGAGUAUACAUUAAACUAGGACAAGGACUUUGUGCCUUUAAUCAUCUUUUACCUCCUGAAUAUAUAAACACUUUGCGUGUCCUAGAAGACAAGGCUCUCAACCCACACUACAAAGAGGUGGAUGCACUUUUUAUAGAGGAUUUUAGCAGCACUCCUGAAAAAAUGUUUAAAGAAUUUGAUUAUAAUCCAGUGGCGGCAGCUAGUUUAGCUCAGGUCCAUAAGGCUAAACUGCAUGAUGGUACUCCAGUUGCUGUAAAGGUACAGUAUAUAGAUUUAAGAGACAGGUUUGAUGGGGACAUUUGGACACUGGAGAUCCUUUUAGAUAUUAUAAAGUUUAUGCAUCCUAGUUUUGGAUUCCGGUGGGUUUUAAAGGACUUGAAAGGAACUUUGGCUCAAGAGCUGGACUUUGAGAAUGAAGGCAAGAACUCUGAGCGGUGUGCUCAGGACCUGAAACAUUUUAAGUUUAUUGUCAUUCCCAAAGUAUACUGGGAUAAGACCAGUAAGCGAGUUCUAACGGCAGAAUAUUACGAAGGCUGUAAGAUUAACAAUGUGGAAGAGAUCAAGAAGCAAGGACUGAGCUUAAAGGAUACAUCUGAAAAACUGAUUCAGACAUUUGCUGAGCAAAUAUUCUCCACAGGGUUUAUACAUGCUGACCCCCACCCUGGUAAUGUGCUUGUACGGCAAGGUCCAGACAAGAAAGCUGAACUUGUCCUCUUAGAUCAUGGAUUAUAUGAAAUUCUGAGUGAACAUGAUAGGUUGGCAUUGUGUAAACUCUGGCGUUCCAUCAUCCUAAGGGAUAAAGCUGCCAUGGAAGCAUUCUCUGCUGACUUAGGUGUCAAAGAUUACUUUCUGUUCUGUGAGAUACUGCUUCAGCGACCUAUUAACAUGAAUGAGCUGCAGCUGGGAAACAUUUUGAGCAGAGAGGAGACCGCCUAUAUGCAGGAGAUGGCAGUAAAUCGCUUUGAGAAGAUCAUGGAGGUUUUGAAGUCCAUGCCGCGACCCAUGCUACUUGUGUUUCGCAAUGUCAAUACUGUGCGUUGUAUCAACAUCACACUGGGGGCUCCGGUAGACCGAUACUUGGUCAUGGCUAAGAGCGCUGUUAGAGGAUUGAGUCGGCUAAAAGCAGAGAAAACCCAUGGACUGCUGCAGAUUCAGCCAAUCAGCUGGUUUAAGAUGUUAUGGGAAAACAUCAAAUUUGAAUUUUCUUUAAGGUCAGAAAGUGUAAAGAUGAACCUGACGCGAUGGCUGGUGAGACUUCUGAUUCGCUUUGGGUUCAUGCCUCAAGAUGACAGGAUCUACCAGUACUUGCUGUAAUGUCCGCUACAGAAGCAGCCGUUCAUCUCAGGCUUAACCUGUCUGACAGGAACAGCCUGCAAGCAAACUUCAUUUCUGUUGUGUCUUUUGGAAAGUGCCAUCAUUGUUUUACACAUCAUGGAAUCGGCAGCUAAGAAUAGACGACUUCCAUGUUUGCAUUCCACCCCAUUACACAACCAUGACAAACAGCCUCUUUCUACAGUAGAUACCAGCCUGGGGCAGGGGCAGACGCUUGGUACACUCAUUUACUUACAGGUGGAACCCAAGGAGGUUAAGCGAUGUGCCAGGUGCAUCCAGUCAGCUGGGGUAGAGACUGAACCAUGCGCUAUGUGCAGGACAGUCCAGAACCUUCUCUUCUAUUGCACAACGUAAAGCUGGAACUGCUGAUGUGGAGAGAAUUGAAAUUGCCACAGUGAACUUGAAGUAACUUGGCUGACGGGCCAGAGGUCUGGAAAAAGUUCAGACUAGGCCAGGCCAACACUGUACUGGGCUACAUAAUACAUUUUCCCACACCAGUUUCCUAAUCAUCAGUGCAGAAGACUAUAUAACCCCAAAAAAGAUGAAAGAGAAAAAGGAAAUAUGUGGGGGGAAAUGAAUAUAUUACAAAAAACCGACUAUACAAAAAUCAACGUGCACACACAUAUAAACAGUGAAUUACUAAAAAAAGAUAAACCUAAUAUGUACAGCAAUGUGCAAAAGUCUUAAGCAGUUGUGAAAAAUAAUGCUGGAAUGCUUUCAAUGCCAGGAAUAGUUUUUAUCAAUCAAUACAAUUCUUAAAUGGUGCAAUAAACUGAAAAAAACAAAUGAAAUCAGUAGUUGGUGUGGCGACCCCAGAAAUUCUUUUGGGUCCAUUGGCUCCUGUUUCUGAAGGUCCUCACGUGGUCGUUUUUUCACUUGCCUCAGUUCCACCUUGUAAUCCCAGAGUGGUUCGAUGAGGUGAUGGGUCAGGGCUCUGUGAGGGUCACACUGACUGUUGCAGGAUUCCCUGUUGUAAUUUUUGCUGCAGGUAGUUUUUUUUUAUGAUUUCUGACUUUGUGUUUGAGGUUUUUGUCAAGCUGCAGGAUGAAGUUGGGACCAAACAGAUGCCUCCUUGACGAUGUUGCAUGAUGGAUAAGAAUCUGCCUGUACUUCUAAGCAGUGAGGGGGCAAUCAGUUUUGAUCAAACCACCAAUUGCAUUUGUAGAAUUAAAGUCCCAAACCUGUAGGAAACGUCCACUGCGCUUCACUGUUGCCAGCAGACACAUCCUUGUAGCAUUCACCAGCUCUUUGGUAGAUUUCAAACUAUCAUUCCUCUGUCCACAGCACCUGCUCUCAUUUUGUCAGAGCCCAGUGCUUGUGCGGAGGUGAGUCAUUUGGGUUUAUUUGGAAGUCCGAGGAAUGGCUUUUUGGUUGCAAGUCUUUCACAAAGACCACUUCUCAUGCUAUGUCUCUGGACUGCAGAUUGGUACGUCAGGAUCUUGGUGGGUUCUGACCGUUUUCUAGAUUGUGGUGGUGGACAAGUUCUAAUUUCGAAGUGAAAAAAAACAAGCUCUCAAGUGUACUGGUCCAGUGCCGUUAAGAUCCACAACGUUGAAGAGACGGUGAUUUAUUUUUUUUUAGUGGAUAUUCCAGGGACACACCCAGCCUUGGCCCAACCCUCACACACUCAUAAACGGAGACAAAAAGCCAACAGAAAUAAAACGGCAAAUACAGAAUGUAUUAAUAAUAAAUGAAAACAACGAUUCCACCCCAGUUCCCCUUAUGGCGGUUAUACAUUAAGUACAACAAAUCACAAAAACCACACACAGUAAAGUCCAUGAAAAAAUGGCAAAUGAUGUAAAGAUGAAGGUAAAUAGUCCAGAGAUCUGCACG
This is a messenger RNA of Polypterus senegalus (gray bichir), 3784 nucleotides long. RefSeq names its product aarF domain containing kinase 5 (gene adck5). Lineage: Eukaryota; Metazoa; Chordata; Cladistia; Polypteriformes; Polypteridae. The record is from RefSeq and is a predicted model, not a curated record. The transcript is spliced from 15 exons. Bases 197 to 1933 code for a protein of 578 amino acids.